Messenger RNA from Microtus ochrogaster (prairie vole), 1088 nucleotides. It is a transcript of the gene Shisal2b, whose product is annotated as shisa like 2B. The record is from RefSeq and is a predicted model, not a curated record. Lineage: Eukaryota; Metazoa; Chordata; Mammalia; Rodentia; Cricetidae.
GGCAGAGGGCCGGGCCACGCAGGGAAAGGGACCACUCAGCGACGAGACCCAGCGGCGAGAGCAGAGCGCUCCAGCACCGCGCGGACAGCGGGAGGCGAGCCGAAGGGGCGCGGGGGCUGAGCGCCCUGCACUCGGACCCCAGAUCGCAGGAGGCGGCCAGAGUCGCCUGGGUUGGGCAAGGUCCGGAGCAAUCGCACGCACCUCGGGGGUCCUGCGCACAGCCGCCCGCGAUGAGCGAGAGCAGCCGCGUGUGCUCGGGCUACUACAGCCUCAACCGCAGCUUCGUGGAGCCCUUCCAGUGCCCGCGGCACGGCGACGGGGCCGCGCUGCUCUACUGUUGCGGCUUCGCAGACCUCAAGUACUGCUGCAGCGAGCCGGGCAGCUACUUCCCCUACAAGCACAGCUACAUGUGGAGCCUCAGCAUUGGUGCUCUGAUUGGACUGGGAAUCGCCGCCCUUGUUUUGCUUGCCUUUGUCAUCAGUGUCUGUGUCCUCUGCUAUCUGUUUCUGUACACAAAACCUCAAAGGUUAGACAAUGGCCUUAAACUUCAGCACCUAGAGGCAUCCUCCGCCCUAGAAGGCAACUUAAAUAGAAAAACCAAAGGCCUCAUUUCAAAUGCAGCAUCAAAUUCAACAAAUGAAACAGUCUAUGAAGCCGACGAUGUAACUCAAGGAAAGACAAUGGAUACAACACAAAUCAAUAUUGCCCAUUAGCUAAAAUCCUUGUUUUAAGAGCUUACUGGAGAGAUGGAGCAUUAAGAAUAAAGAAUGCAUUUUAUUUUAUUUUAUUUUAUUUUAUUUUAUUUUGAGACAGAGUCUGUCUAUAUUGCUUGAGCUAUCCUGGGACUUCUUAUGUAGACUAGGCUCGCAAACUCACAGAUCCGCCUGCCUCUGCCUUCUGAGUACUGGGCUUAAAGGCGUGUGCCACCUCACCUGGCAAGAAUGCAUUUUCAAACAGUUUCUCCUAUUGCUUUUUCAGUAUUCACCACUCACAAAGCAAGACCAACUGCAGUUUUAAUUAGCUCAUUUAUCAAGCACUCACUAAGGUUCUGAUAAAUGUUUAUGUGUAUAAGUUUACUUUGUCAAGUU